This is a messenger RNA of Micromonas commoda, 1671 nucleotides long. Its product is annotated as succinic semialdehyde dehydrogenase. The transcript has a single exon. The record is from RefSeq and is a predicted model, not a curated record. Gene Ontology annotation, molecular function: succinate-semialdehyde dehydrogenase (NAD+) activity. The coding region runs from base 1 to 1671 and encodes 556 amino acids. NCBI's taxonomy places the organism in Eukaryota, Viridiplantae, Chlorophyta, Mamiellophyceae, Mamiellales, Mamiellaceae. Gene Ontology annotation, biological process: GABA catabolic process.
AUGAACAGCUCCUCGUUCGUCGCCAGGACGCACAGCUACCUGCGAUGGCAGGGCGCCAGAAGGAUAGCUGAAAUCGGGCGGAUUCAGCAAUUCGCCCGAGCAAAUUGCGACGACCUCGACUCCGCGUCGGGUCGCGACGGAGACACCAAGUCGAGUUUCUCGAGCAUCGACGCCCUCGCGGACCUCAUCGGCGUCAAAGACAGAGGUUUGAUCAGAGCGCAGUGCUUCGUCGGAGGGGCGUGGACCGACGCCGAUGACGGCGACACGCUCCCGGUGAUCAAUCCCGCGAACGGCCUCGAAAUUCUUCGGGUGCCGAAGAUGGGCCGAGCGGAGACGGAGAGAUCCAUCGCGAACGCCUCCGGCGCCAUGCCCGAGUGGUCCGCGCUCACCGCAUCGAAACGUGCGUCCAUUCUCCACCGCUGGUACUCCCUCAUCCUGGACAACGGCGACGACCUCGCGCGCAUCAUGGUCGCCGAGCAGGGCAAACCGAUGGCCGAGGCCAAAGGCGAAGUGGCGUACGCCGCGUCGUUCGUGGAGUGGUUCGCCGAGGAAGCCAGACGCGCGUACGGCGAGGUCAUCCCGACGCACGAUCUGGACACCAGGGUGUUCGCCACGCGUCAGCCCGUCGGCGUCUGCGCCGCCAUCACCCCUUGGAACUUUCCCCUCGCGAUGAUCACGAGGAAAGCGGCGGCGGCGUUGGCGGCGGGUUGCGCGUGCGUCGUCAAGCCCUCGGAGGAGACGCCGCUGAGCGCGUUCGCGCUCGGUGUCCUCGCCGAGCGCGCGGGGUUCCCGCCCGGGACGAUCCAGUUCGUCACCGGCGAUUACGAAGCCAUAGGCGACGCGCUGACCUCGAGCGACGUCGUUCGAAAGCUGUCGUUCACGGGCUCCACGGAGGUUGGCAAGACGCUCGCCGUAAAGUGCGCUGCGACGGUGAAGAACGUCUCGUUGGAGCUCGGCGGUAACGCGCCGUUCAUCGUCUUCCCGGACGCCAACAUCGACGCCGCGGUGAAGGGCGCGAUUUUGUCCAAGUUUCGGAACAGCGGGCAGACGUGCGUGUGCGCGCAGCGGUUCAUCGUGCACGAGUCCGUCGUCGAGGAGUUUGCCACGAGGUUCGCCGUCGAGGCGAAGCGGCUCGUCGUCGGUGACGGUUUCGGCGCGACGACGGACCAGGGACCCCUGAUCAACGCCGACGCCCUGCGCAAGGUUGAGUCGCACGUCGACGACGCGGUGAAGAAGGGCGCGGUGGUCCUGUGCGGGGGCGAACGCGUGUUUCCCGAGGGCGCCAAGGGGGGCCACUUUUACGCUCCCACCGUGCUCGUCGAGUGCGACGGCGACAUGGCGGUGUUUCGAGAGGAGACGUUCGGCCCCGUCGCGGCGAUCGCGACGUUCGAGACGGAGGCGCAGGCGAUCGCGAUGGCUAACGCCGGCCGCGCGGGCCUGGCGAGCUACGUGUUCACCCGCGACAACGCCACGCUGUGGAGAGUGAGCGAGGCGUUGGAGUACGGCAUCGUCGGAGCCAACACGGGGUUGAUAUCGACGGCUUCGGCUCCCUUCGGGGGAAUGCGCGAGAGCGGGAUCGGGCGCGAGGGCGGGAAGCACGGGCUGGAGGAGUACCUGGAGGUGAAGUACGUGUGCAUGGCGGGGCUGGGCGAGAAGAGGAGACCGUGGUGA